ACAGCCUGGCCCUGCGGGUCACACUGGGGAUCAGGAUGGGGCGGGACAGUGCAGAGCUGGGCUCUGGGACUGCUGCACUGGGGACGUGGUGCAGACAGAGAAAUGCGCCAGCCCCAGUGUCUGCAGCAUGCAUUGCAGCGCAGAGCUCGCCGUGCUCAGCCCGCUGCCGGCCCAGCAGCUGACCGCACUGCAGACACCCCGUGUGCAUCGCUGCUGGGGGGGGCUCCUCCUGCCCUGUGCCAGCACUGCUGCUGGGGUGCGGGCAGUGCUGGGGGGUGGGCAGCACGGAGCAGCCUCACACCGCCGGGGUAAAAAUCCUCACCCUCCUGUUCAAAGGAUGGCUGCCCUCGGCCCCCGCCUUUGAAGUGCUGCCGACGCCGGCCAUGGAGGUGCCACUUCACACCUCCGGCCCAGCAUAAAGCCGGGGCUCCGGGGCCGGCGGCUCCCAGCCCUCAGCCAUGGCCCACCCGGCAGCUCCCAGCCUCGCGCUGCGCACCGCGUCUCCACCGCUCGACUGGGGUCUCCCCGCAGUCCCCGAGCCCGAGGGCUACAGCAGCAGCUCGCCGGCACCGUCACCCGAUUCCUGCGGCCUCUCACCCCCUGCCAGGGCACCGCGCCGCGGUCCCGCGGGCAGGAGGGGCUCAGGGGUGGCCGGGGGCCCACGGCAGAGCGCCAGCGAGAGGGAGAAGCUGCGGAUGCGGCGGCUGGCGCAGGCCAUGCACCGGCUGCGGCACUACCUGCCGCCCGCGCUGGCGCCCGCCGGGCAGAGCCUCACCAAGAUCGAGACCCUGCGCCUCGCCACCCGCUACAUCGCCCACCUCUCGGCGCUGCUGGGCCUCAGCGAGGAGGUGCUGCUGCUGCGCCGGGGGGCGGCCCCCCGCCACUGCCCGCUCUGCCCCCAGGGCCUGGGCUGCUGCCAGCCCCCGCACCCCCGGCUGUGCCCCCCGGCCCCGUGGGACGCUUCGCCCCCCAGCUCGGAGGGUUGGGGGAGCCCCCCGGAUCUGCACGGGGCUUUGGAUGCGGGGAUGGGGACCUGGGGGCCGCUCUCUACUGGCCCCGUGAUGGAGACCUGCCCGGAGCUGCACGGGGUUCCUGACAUGGAGAUGGGGCUCUGGUCAUCACCCUCCUACAGCCCCACCGCGGGGAGUCCCCCAGCACUGCACGGUGCUCCGGCCUCCAGCGUGUCCUCCUGGCCAUCCCCUCCUCACUGCGCAGUGGCAGGGACCUCUCCGGACCAUCCCGGUGACCCCAUCCUGGACGGGGGGCUGCUGCUGCCAGACUCUGUGGAUGCAGAGAUGGUCACCCAGGACAUCUCAGCAGAUCUGCUCUCCCUGUUGGAAGCUCUGCUCCCACCUCAGCUCCAGCACUGAGCGAUGCACCAUCGGAUGUCCAUGACUUGCAGGACCCACCGAGACGUGUCCCCCCCUCGGACAGCUGGGGGGUGGUGUAGACGAGGUGCUUGGAGCCUGGAUCCAUGCUGGCCGUGACUGUACAUAAUAUACUGUGACUGUAUAUAAA
This is a messenger RNA of Coturnix japonica (Japanese quail), 1518 nucleotides long. RefSeq lists its product as uncharacterized. Lineage: Eukaryota; Metazoa; Chordata; Aves; Galliformes; Phasianidae. Gene Ontology annotation, cellular component: nucleus. The record is from RefSeq and is a predicted model, not a curated record. Gene Ontology annotation, molecular function: protein dimerization activity; RNA polymerase II cis-regulatory region sequence-specific DNA binding; DNA-binding transcription factor activity, RNA polymerase II-specific. Gene Ontology annotation, biological process: mesoderm formation; somite rostral/caudal axis specification; regulation of transcription by RNA polymerase II.